Molecule: messenger RNA, 2158 nt
Organism: Papilio xuthus (Asian swallowtail)
Lineage: Eukaryota; Metazoa; Arthropoda; Insecta; Lepidoptera; Papilionidae
Gene: CPH28
Exons: 4
Coding region: 85-1653 (522 amino acids)
Cellular component (GO): chitin-based extracellular matrix
Molecular function (GO): structural constituent of chitin-based larval cuticle
Source: RefSeq, a predicted model, not a curated record
CCCGCCGCCGCCAUUCUCCGCGCGCACACCGCGCAUGCGCCCCGAUCGCGAGUGACAAGUGACAGUUGACAGUUCAACCACAAAAUGACCGCCAAAAUUUACGUGCUAUGUGCUGUGCUGGCGGUGCUGGCGUGCGGGCUGGAGGCUCGCACAAGGCCCCGACUGCAACAGCCCGUGGACGACGCCUACGAAUAUGAACCCCAGGGGCCACAGAGAGGUGGCGGGGUUGUCCUUGUCCAGGCGGAUAAUUACGACGACCUGUACCGCGCGUCAGACCGCAUCGAUGAGGAGUACGAGCCUCGCGCACCGCAGCGGUCACCGCCACGUUACAAGCAACAGCAGCAGCAGCAGCAGCUACAAUCCGAGGGGCCCAAGCAGCCACCCGUGCAGACCAUCCGCAACUACAAUAAAGUGAAUGACGAUGGCAGCUUUACGUUCGGAUACGAAGCGGCCGAUGGCUCCUUCAAAGAGGAGACGAGAGGCACUGACUGCGUCGUCCGAGGAAAAUACGGCUACAUCGACCCUGACGGCAACAAGCGAGAGUUCACCUACGUGUCCGGCAACCCUUGCGACCCCAACAAGCCUAACGAAGAGGACGAACCAGAGUCCGCCGCUCCCGAAUCCGGCGAGAGAGACGACGGUAUCCCCAACUAUCCGACCAGGCCGCCCGUCAGGCCCACCACUGCGAGACCACCGACUACCUACUUCCAGAACGACUUCAGAGACGCCGACGAAGAGGAACCCGAAGAAGAACCUCUCCAGCAAAUCAGACCGCGAGUCGUGCAGCGCCCAGCACCCGUGAGGAGGCCAAUUUACCAACAACCGCAACAGAUUGCCAUCACUCCUCGUCCUCUACCAGUGUCCACCCCCAGGGCUCUUCCUCCAGCGACCACUUUCAGGCCACAAUUGGUGCAAGUGACUCCUAAACCUCAACCGCAGCCUCAGCCCCAACCCCAGAUUCAGUACAGCCCAGAACCAAACUAUUCGCCGUCUCCUUCUCCGGUAGCGGUGACAACUGGACGACCGGGUCAAAUAGAUUUUGCUGCCGAAUUUGCUAAAUUUCACAGGGAAAAUCAAUACCAAUCGACCACACCUUCGUCCUUGAACACACAACAGAAGACUACUAUUGCGGCUCCAGCGCCCAGCGGCAACCCUCUAUACUCGACCGAAUUAGUGUACGAUCCUUCCAGUGGACAGUACAAUACUCAACUUUACCAAACGCUUCCGCAAACAAAGGGAGAAUUGAAUCUUAAUCAAAGACUGCAACCGUUUGUCGCUCAGCGGCAACCUCAGGCUCAGAGACCUUUCAUCCCAUCUCCGCAAAUACCAGCUGGGCCCCCGGCUUCCAGCGCGCCACUAUACAGGCACCAGGUGGCCAACCCUCAAGAGUUGUACCAGAGGCAGCAAUCCGAGACACAGUUCCAGAGCUCACAGCAGCUGUUCGCGCAACAGCAGCAGCUGCAGCAGAGCCAGCUACAGAGGGACCGUGCCGCAGCACGAGCGCAGGCGCAGCACCUGGCCCAGAAUCAACCCGCACAGAGCCAGUCGGCUCCACGACCCGCUCCGCAAUACUACUACGUGGCUCCUCGCGGGGAAUCGCCGUCCUCGGGUCAGAUCGACGCCUUCCUGCGGGGACACGGCAUCCAGUUCUAGUUGCUUAGUGUAUGAACUGUUACAGCUAGCGAUCGAUUUAGUCCGAAAUGGCCAUAACGAAUCACAAGUCAGAUGUCAUCGGUCGCUCGGUUGUUGUGUGGUUGCACGUGUUUAGUUGUGGGGACAGUGGCUGCCGCAUUUGUACAUAUUACUCUGUGUCUUCUGUACCUUAUCGUAAUGUCGGUCAUUAUUAACUGAGUACUGUUUAGUGUAGAGUUAUUACUACAAAGCACAUGGAUAGUCUGAUAUCACAAGUAUAUCACUAUCACAUAUCGAUAUAUUUUUUUACGAUUAGCACACUAAUACCACUUUAAUGGACAGAUUUUGUGUAAAAGAGUCCGAUAGUUGUAUAAGAUGUCUCAGUUAAUAAUGUGACGGCUGUACUUAGUAAAGUUUAGUUGUAAGUUUGUAAUGUUACGAACGAAACAUUUUGUACAUGAGUCUCCGAUAGUUCCGUGUGGGACGCUGUGUAAAAAAAAUUGCAAUAGUAAUUUGUAAUAAUUCU